Messenger RNA from Salvelinus fontinalis (brook trout), 10739 nucleotides. Its product is annotated as sodium channel protein type 8 subunit alpha-like. Gene Ontology annotation, biological process: sodium ion transmembrane transport; membrane depolarization during action potential; neuronal action potential. Gene Ontology annotation, molecular function: voltage-gated sodium channel activity; protein binding. The transcript is spliced from 28 exons. The record is from RefSeq and is a predicted model, not a curated record. Gene Ontology annotation, cellular component: voltage-gated sodium channel complex; plasma membrane; axon. Bases 528 to 6503 code for a protein of 1991 amino acids. Lineage: Eukaryota; Metazoa; Chordata; Actinopteri; Salmoniformes; Salmonidae.
CAAACUGUAUGCUUAGACGGCUUGACAGAAAUGGUAGCAGAAGGUGAAUUUUGAACUUUUGUUGCAUACGUAUCCAGAAGAUGUUGCGUACUAUUUUGCGCAAGGACGCUGAUGGUGUGUUCGAAGCGGGCGUUUGGAUGUCUCUUUUCUUGGCAUAGAGGACACAUGCGUAGAGGACUCGAGCGAGAGCUUCGUUUGAGGCUGCAUCAGUGGUGCUGAAAGGAACAGCGACAGGCAGCGGGCUCGAAGGAGACCGUGCUGCGGCUUCCAGAAGCCACUUGAGUUUUUCUAACAUCUCCGGUUCGGUUUCAUGCGAUUAACAAUCCUCACAAUGGACUAAUCAUUCGUCUGUCUGUAGAAAAUGUGAACUGAUGUUACAAUUAUGCUAUUGGUAAAUACGCAUGCUUAUUGGGUUUGAAUGUCCGGGAUGAAAUUAGGAACAGCAUGCACUCGCAGCAAAUGAAUGGACACAGCCGGAUGUCCUGAAUGAAACUUAAAUAAAGCAGAAAUAUCUGUAGGAUGAAAACAUGGCCGCGCCCGGUCUCGCACCCCCAGGACCUGACAGCUUCAAGCAGUUCACCCCCGAGUCGCUCCGUAAUAUCGAGGAGCGCCAAUUCCAGGAGAAGAUCAAGAAGAAGCCCAAGCCCAAGUCGGACAGCAGUCACCGCGAGGAAGAAGAGGAAGAACCCAUGCCCAACGGUGAUCUGGAGGCUGGGAAGUCCCUUCCCUUCAUCUACGGGGACAUUCCUAAUGGGCUGGUGGCGGUACCACUGGAAGACUUGGACCCCUAUUAUAUAAAUGAGAAAACGUUUAUAGUCCUAAACAAAGGGAAAACAAUCUUCCGCUUCCACGCCACGGACUCCUUGUACGUCAUCAGCCCUUUUAGUCUCUUUAGGCGAAUAGCAAUUAAGAUUUUGAUACACUCGGUAUUCAGUAUGAUCAUCAUGAGCACCAUUUUGACCAACUGUGUUUUCAUGACGUUUAGUGAUCCUCCAGAAUGGAACAAGAUAGUAGAGUAUACCUUCACAGGUAUCUACACCUUCGAAUCGCUUACCAAGAUUGUGGCGCGAGGCUUUUGUAUAGACGGGUUCACUUUUCUACGAGAUCCAUGGAACUGGCUGGACUUCAUGGUGAUCUCUAUGGCAUAUGUAACAGAAUUUGUGGACCUGGGGAAUGUCUCGGCGCUGAGAACGUUCAGGGUUCUCCGAGCAUUGAAAACUAUUUCAGUCAUUCCAGGACUCAAGACCAUCGUCGGUGCUCUAGUUCAAUCGGUGAAGAAAUUGUCAGACGUUAUGAUCCUCACGGUCUUCUGUCUCAGUGUCUUCGCCUUGAUUGGACUACAGCUCUUCAUGGGCAACCUGCGGCAGAAAUGUGUCAUCUGGCCAAUCAACUCCACUGAGAACUUCCUGGCCAAUGGCAGUAAGGGCUUCGACUGGAACGAAUACAUCAUGAGCGAGAGGAACUUCUAUUUCAUUCCUGGGCAGCUGGAUGCUCUACUGUGUGGAAACAGCUCGGACUCAGGGCGGUGCCCUGAGGGCUACACGUGUAUGAAGGCCGGGAGAAACCCAAACUACGGGUACACCAGCUUUGACAGCUUCGGCUGGGCCUUCCUCACUCUCUUCCGCCUCAUGACCCAAGACUUCUGGGAGAACCUCUACAUGCUGACACUGCGAGCGGCAGGGAAAACCUACAUGAUCUUCUUUGUGUUGGUGAUCUUCGUUGGAUCCUUCUACCUGGUUAAUCUGAUUCUGGCUGUGGUGGCCAUGGCCUAUGAGGAGCAGAACCAGGCAACAAUAGAGGAGGCAGAGCAGAAAGAGGCAGAGUUCAAAGCCAUGCUGGAGCAGAUCAAGAACCAGCAGGAGGAUGCACAGGCUGCUGCCAUGGCGACCUCGGCGGGCAUGGUGUCGGAGGGCGACGGGGUGGAGGGGGGCGAUGCAACGGAGGGUGGAGGUCACCUAUCCCGUAGCUCCUCUGAUGCGUCCAAGCUCAGCUCCAAGAGCGCCAAAGAUCGACGCAACCGCAAGAAGAAAUCACGUCAGAAAGAGGAGGAGAAGAAAGAGAAGGGGGAGAAAGGCGAGAAGGUCGACCAUGAGAAGCACGUUAAGUCCGAGUCGGACGAUGGCAGCAGGAGGAGCAUCUUCCGUUUCCCAGGCAACCGGCUGGGACGCAAGUCGUCCAUCAUGAACCAGUCUCUCCUCUCCAUCCCAGGCUCGCCCUUCAUGUCGCGCCACAACAGCCGCAGCAGCAUCUUCAGCUUCAACAAGGGCCGCCCUCCCAAGGACGUGGGCUCGGAGAACGAGUUUGCCGACGACGAGCACAGCACGGUGGAGGAGAGUGAGGACCGCCGGGGCUCCCUGUUCAUCCCCUACCGCCGCAGCAGCUACAGCGGCUACAGCCAGGGCUCGUCGCGCCUCAUCAACCCACUAGCGCCCCACAUUGGAGGGAAAAGGAACAGCACGGUGGACUGCAAUGGCGUAGUGUCACUCAUCGCUCACCAGCCCGGCGGGAGCCUUCUGCCUGAGGUGAAAAUAGAUAAGGCAGCCACUGACGACAGUACCACAGAGGUGGAGGGGAAGAAGAAACACUCGGGCUCCCUGAUGGUCUCUGUGGACCAGCUCAACCGCAACAAGGACCGGACCAACAGUGUGAUGAGCGUGGCCACACAUACACACUCACAUACUCUGCUGGAGGAGCUAGAAGAUUCUCAAAGGGCAUGUCCAUCAUGGUGGUAUAAGUUUGCCAACCUCUUCUGUGUGUGGGACUGCUUUCCGUUCUGGCUGAAGAUCAAGUAUGUGCUCAACCUGAUCGUCAUGGACCCUUUUGUAGAUCUGGCUGUCACCAUCUGUAUCGUCCUCAACACCCUCUUCAUGGCCAUGGAGCACUACCCCAUGACUCCUCGCUUUGAUGAGACGCUGUCAGUGGGCAAUCUGGUUUUCACUGGUAUCUUUGCUGGUGAGAUGUUUGCCAAGCUUGCUGCCAUGGAUCCAUACUACUACUUCCAGGAGGGCUGGAAUUGUUUUGACAGCUUCAUCGUGACCCUCAGUUUAGUCGAGCUGGUAUUGGCUGACAUUGAGGGUCUGUCUGUGCUCAGGUCAUUCCGAUUGCUGAGAGUGUUUAAGCUGGCCAAGUCGUGGCCCACACUCAACAUGCUCAUUAAAAUCAUUCAUUCUUCUGUGGGAGCCCUGGGAAACUUGACCUUGGUGCUGGCCCUUAUCGUCUUCAUCUUCGCCGUGGUUGGCAUGCAACUGUUUGGAAAGAACUACAAGGACUGUGUUUGUAAGAUCGCAAUAAGCUGUAAGCUGCCCCGUUGGCACAUGAAUGACUUCUUUCACUCAUUUCUCAUGGUGUUUCGAGUUCUGUGCGGGGAGUGGAUCGAGUCCAUGUGGGACUGCAUGGAGGUGGCCGGCCAGAACAUGUGCAUGAUCGUCUUCCUGAUGGUCAUGGUCAUAGGCAACUUGGUGGUGUUGAACCUUUUCCUUGCCUUGUUGCUGAGCUCGUUCAGCGCAGACAACCUGGCACCUUCAGACGAUGAUGGAGAACAGAACAACCUGCAAAUAGCCGUCGGUCGAAUAAAGACGGGGAUUGCCUGGGCCAAGGUCUUUGUAGCCGAGGUUAUGAAGAAGGAGGAGGAAGAAGCAGAGGAUGAGCAGAAGCAUCUUGAUGAGUUUGACGAGAAGCUUAACUGCAUUGCAAACCAGAAGGGCAUAGACAUCAACCGCGAGCUGGACUACAUCAAUGGCACUACCAGUGGUAUUGGCAGCAGCGUGGGCAAGUACAUGAUCGACGAGGACCACAUGUCUUUCAUCCACAAUCCCAACCUGACCGUGUGCGUUCCCAUUGCGGUCGGGGAGUCAGACUUCGAUAAUCUCAACACCGAGGACUUCAGCAGCGAGUCAGAUGUGGAGAACAGCAAAGACCUGGAUGACACUAGCUCUUCGGAGGGCAGCACCAUAGACAUCAAGCCUGACGUGGAGGAAGUGGUGGUGGUGGAGGUUGUGGAGGAGUUCCUGGACCCAGACGCCUGCUGGACAGAUGAAUGUGUUGCCAAGUAUAAGUUUUUGUACUUGCCCAUCGAUCAUGGCUGGGGGAAGCACUGGUGGUUCCUGAGGAAGACAAGCUACCUGAUUGUGGAGCAUAACUGGUUUGAGACCGUCAUCAUCUUCAUGAUCCUUCUCAGUAGCGGGGCGUUGGCCUUUGAGGAUGUGUACAUAAAUAAGAGGAAGACCAUUAAGAUUAUCCUGGAGUACGCAGACAGCGUGUUCACCUAUAUCUUCAUCCUGGAGAUGGUGCUCAAAUGGGUGGCCUAUGGCUGGGUCAAAUACUUCACCAACGCCUGGUGUUGGCUGGACUUCUUCAUUGUGGAUGUGUCUAUAAUCACUCUUAUAGCUAAUGCGAUGGGCUACUCCGAUCUAGGGCCCGUUAAAUCACUACGGACAUUGAGGGCAUUGAGGCCCCUUAGGGCCCUGUCUCGUUUUGAAGGGAUGAGGGUGGUGGUGAAUGCCUUGGUGGGAGCCAUCCCCUCCAUUAUGAAUGUGCUGCUGGUGUGCCUCAUCUUCUGGCUCAUCUUCAGUAUCAUGGGGGUCAACCUGUUUGCAGGGAAGUAUUACUACUGCUUCAACGAGACCUCAGAGGAGUACUUUAAACCGGACGUUGUCAACAACAAGACAGAGUGCUUUGCACUAAUCAACGCAAAUUACAGUGAGGUCAGAUGGAAGAAUGUCAAGAUUAACUUUGACAAUGUGGCUGCAGGAUACCUGGCACUUCUACAAGUGGCCACGUUUAAAGGCUGGAUGGACAUAAUGUAUGCCGCCAUUGAUUCUCGGAAGGUGGAGGAUCAGCCGAUCUAUGAAGACAACAUCUAUAUGUAUAUCUACUUUGUUGCCUUCAUCAUCUUUGGCUCUUUCUUUACCCUCAAUCUCUUCAUUGGUGUCAUCAUUGACAACUUUAACCAGCAAAAGAAAAAGUUUGGAGGUCAGGAUAUAUUCAUGACAGAGGAGCAGAAGAAAUACCACACUGCCAUGAAAAAACUUGGCUCAAAAAAACCACAAAAACCUAUACCAAGACCAUUGAAUAACUUUCAGGGCCUGGUAUUUGACUUCGUAACGCAGCAGGUGUUUGAUAUAUCUAUUAUGAUGUUGAUCUGCCUCAACAUGGUGACCAUGAUGGUGGAGACGGACGAUCAGUCAGAAGAAACUGACAAUAUCCUCUACUGGGUCAACUUUGUCUUCAUUGUUAUUUUUACUACUGAGUUUGUGUUAAAGCUCUUUGCCCUUCGCCACUACUACUUCACCAUUGGGUGGAACAUCUUUGACGUGGUUGUGGUCAUUCUCUCAAUUGUUGGCAUGUUCCUCGCAGAUAUCAUUGAGAAGUACUUUGUCUCUCCAACCCUCUUCAGGGUGAUCCGACUGGCCCGAAUCGGCAGAAUCCUGCGUCUGAUCAAAGGGGCCAAGGGCAUUCGGACUUUACUGUUUGCUCUGAUGAUGUCACUUCCUGCUCUGUUCAACAUCGGGUUGUUGCUCUUCCUGGUUAUGUUCAUCUUCUCUAUCUUUGGCAUGUCUAACUUUGGCUAUGUCAAGCAUGGGGCAGGAAUCGACGACAUGUACAACUUUGAGACAUUUGGCAACAGCAUGAUCUGCCUGUUUAUGAUCACCACAUCUGCCGGCUGGGACGGUUUGUUGUUACCCAUCCUCAACUACCCCCCAGACUGUGACCCACAACUGGAGAACCCAGGUGCACCAAAUACGGGCGACUGCGGCAACCCCUCGGUUGGGAUUUUCUUUUUUGUCAUGUAUAUUAUCGUUUCCUUCCUAAUCGUGGUCAACAUGUACAUUGCCAUCAUCCUUGAGAACUUUGGCGUUGCAACUGAAGAGAGUGCCGACCCGCUCAGCGAAGACGACUUCACGACCUUCUACGAAAUAUGGGAGAAGUUCGACCCAGACGCCUCGCAGUUCAUCACCUAUGGCAAGCUUGGUGACUUUGCAGACUACCUCGAGCACCCGCUCCGUGUUCCAAAGCCCAACACCAUAGAGCUGAUCUCCAUGGACUUGCCCAUGGUGAGCGGGGACCGGAUCCACUGCCUCGACAUUCUGUUUGCAUUCACCAAACGGGUACUAGGCGAUACCGGAGAGCUGGACAUGCUAAGGGAUCAAAUGGAACAACGCUUUAUUGCGGCGAACCCGUCCAAAGUGUCUUACGAGCCUAUUACUACUACUCUGAGGCGCAAGCAGGAGGACGUGUCGGCCAAAAUCAUACAGCAGGCCUACCGAAACUACCUUGCUAGACGCGGCUUCAAACGCAAGCGCAGACCUGCCAGUAACAAUAAUGUGAAGAAUGGGGGGACGAAUCCAGAAAAGGAAAAGAAGGAGGGUACGCCCUCCACUGCCUCUCUCCCCUCCUAUGACAGUGUAACCAAACCUGACAAGGAAAAACAGGAUGAGAAUGAAGGAAAGGGAGGGAAGAAGGAGGCCAGAAACCAAAAAGCCGUCAGGGAAUCUAAGUGUUAGAAUAUCGGAAUAAUAAUAACAGUAAUAAUUAUUAUAAUAAUAUAACUUCAAGCAAAGUGAGAGGAAACCAUCUAAUCCACAAAUGUACAGAUUAUUUCAUUUGCAAGUAAGAAAAAUAAUAAUAUUAAUAAUUUUGUUUACAGACUUCAUACUAUUGAUGCAGAGGGAAGCAGCUCAGUCUCUUACAGCUUGAAGACACUUGAACUUGAUUUAAUCUAAAAAGUAUACUGUCUGACAUUGUUGCAUCUAGACUACUGAUCUUAACAAAAGGGAAUGAAAAACAGACAAAAUAUGGAAGAAAUGUCUUUGUUUGCAAAAGGGCAGAUAGUGGAAUAGACAUAAGGAACAGAACUCUUCACUAAGAGGAAUGAAUGAGAAACGCUGAUAAGGGAUUUAAUGUGUGGGAUUCCCGCCAGCAAUGGAUUCCCAUGGAAAUACAGUGCUAUGCAGGAAAAACAUGGAAAUACUGCUUGACUUGAAGAAUCAUCUUCCAAAAGCAGCCAGAAGGGCCUCUGUAUCAUUUAAUUUAGACAUUCAUGGAGAACAUUUAUGGACAUUAUCACUCUGUAUGAACAAACAGAAGAACGGCUGAGAAGAGAAAAACAAAGACCCAGAGUAGCCUAAUGUAAGUUUUUUUUAUUUGGUUUGUUAAUGCUGAAUAUACUUGUAUCUCCACAUAAUUUGAGUGGCAAAAAAAGCAAAAAGGUACAAAACAAAAACAACAAACAUUUUCACUUAACUCUUCUUCUCAUUCUAUCUUUGUUAUAUCCACAUCAAAAGGCUUUUUCUACACGGGCUUUCACAUCGAUUGGUUAAGGGGCUGUUUAUUAAGGAGUCAUCUUGGGCCAAGGGCUUACAUUUACUCAGUCCGAUUUCCAAACAAAUACAUAAAUAAUUGUGCUUGUUCAGUGCAUAGUAAAUACUUGCAUGAUGGCAUGUUUUGAUCAGAAAUCUUGCAUGAAUAAUCAUAGUCCACAAGACACUAAUACUCAGACCACAACAGUGGCUCGAUUAUAGGUUUGAGGUUGUCCACUGUCAAAAAUUCAAAGUUAGAAGUAAAUCAUUAGUAUUAUGAUGAGAAACUUUGUGUCGAAUGAAUAGCAACAUUGUGGAUUUUAUGCAAACUAAUUGUAUUGCUGCUAUGGGAUGCAGAAGAGAUGGGAUUGGAUGUCUGUGUGUAUCAUUGAGUGUAUUUGGUGGAUUGUUUUAAGAGAAAAAAAUUAUUAUGUAAAUCUUAAAAAUCUUAUAUUUAUAAUUUGUAUGCAGAAAUAUCACUUACCUAAUUGACCAUGCCAUCUGCCUUUGUUUUUGUGUUGGAUGAGGGCAUUGUGGGAGUGUCUACGUUGGUAGGGAAUUGACAGGUGUAGCAAGCUAGUUUUGAUUUCAGAUUUUUCUCUAAGGCCAAUUUAGACUGUUCUACAAGGUUUGAGUGAGGAAAGAAUGUUGUAUUUUUGUUUCCAAUAACUGCUGUGUUUUAUUUCUUUACCAUGUGCUGAUUCAUUUGUACAUGUUGUGAUGGUUUACUAGUCUAUAUAAUUUUAACAUGUAUUUUCAGCCAUAACUAUGAGGGAAUUAAUAUUGGGCUAGGAAAUUAGAGAGAAAUACAAAUUGGUGUAUAGGGUUAAUUAUACGAGGAGAAGCCAAAGAGACCUGCCUUGUUACUCAUUGUCACCCUUUGUCCUUGGAAUGGGAGUGGGUGAACAGUGCCCCCCUGAUACCUAUUCUGUUCUUCGCUGUCAUUGUUAGACGGAGAGACCCUAGAAAUAUACGCAAUGCUUGAAGAGUUCACCCCUUUAUCUCAGGAGAUAUUACAGAUGUAUUAUAAUGAGCUCUGCAACUAAUUGCAAGUGAAUGUGAUGAUGAGAGUAUUUAUGAAAACGCAUUUUCCUGUGAUUUUGUGUGAUAUUAUGCCACGCUGUUGGACAAUGGUCUCAGCUGGCAAUAGCUCGGGCAGCCAGUCUGUCAGAGGCCAUACGAGCUUCCUUAAAAAAACAUUUAGAAAUAUAGGGCAAGAAGCAUCUCUUUGAAACGGCAACAUUUUGCUCGCUUGUAAGGGCAGCAUUUGUAUAGGUAGCGGAUUAUAUUUGUGGUUGUGUAGCUUUGGACUUAGGUCAGGUCUGAAUAAAAUAUAACAAUAAUACUGCUCACCCCAAUAGCAAUCAGAGGUACUUAGGAAACACUGUGAGGAGAUGUCAUGAGAGGUAAUAUGGAUUUGUUUGUUUGAGCAGCACACUAAAUUCUGUCAGAGGCAAACAGUAUGUGAGCAAUGUAGAGUAGGCCCCACAAUACAAUAUUUGUGAAAAAUGUGCUCCAAAACCCCUCAUCAGCCAUUCACUCCACUUGCGUAGAAAGCAUACCACGUAACAAAUACCAAAUAAUGAACAGAGCAGACCCCAAGAAGAGUCACUGCUGCCUUGGCAACAGCUAAAGGGGAUCCUAAUAAAAUACUAAAGGUACUACACCCAAGCUUUUUCACUUUCUGGUGUGCAGUGAUGUCACUUCCUAUUAAUGAAUAAAUCCCCUUCUCAAGUUCUAUAGUCCAGUUGCUGCAUGAGAGCUCCAAAAUCAUUGUGGGUGUUAACUUGAACCAAAUAAAACAAUGAAUGACAAGCAUAAAAGCUACUGCCUUCCAUUUUUCUCCAUGCCCAUCAAGGAUAUACAUGUAUAGAUGUGUAAACAGAACAAAUAAAAAAUAUUACAUACAUGCAUUUGAAAAAAAUCUAUAAAAAAUUCAUCUACAGUUGUAAAUGGCACAAAUUGCUGAAAAAUAACGAAUGAACUUUUUAAUAGACUAUAAAUAAUGUAAUAUAUCAUUUUAUUUUAUGCGUGCAUGCAUGCGCCGUUUUUUGUAAAUAAAGAAAUACUUACAAAAUGACUGCUAUUAAUCUAAUAAGAAAUAUGAUACCCAUAAAUAGAAUGGCUUCCAGCUGACACACUUUGUCACACUUGUUAGACUGUGACACAUUUGUUAGAUGGAGUAGAUUUUUGGAGUCACUUUUCACAUUAAAGAAGGAAGUAACUAAACAAAUCGAAAUUAAAUAGCAAAGACUUUAUGAAAAUCUAUAUAUAAAUUAAUACAUAUAUAGAGCUAUACUACAUACAUAGUUCUAAUAUUAGAACUAUGUGCUCAAUUCUCUCUUCCACUCCUUGUAUUAAGGACAAUGCAGUACCACAGACAGUAAUAGCUCACAUUUAAUUUUUGUGUGCAAUAUGUUCAGUGAAUGACCAAAACUCUGGACUGUCCAAGAUCUCAAUGUACUGGGGACCAGCAUAAAAUGCAUGGUAUUGUACUGGCUGCUUGCUGAGGAUUGUGUAGCCUGCGUUGGUGAGAGGAUUGCACUACCAGCACACCCUUUUGUACAUGUGUGAAGAUGUCUUGCCCACAACUUCAUCUAUCUCUUCCCACUGAAUAUAAACACACAUACACAUACGUACUGUACUGUACACACACACUGUCUAUCCUGAGACAAGCUGGUGCUGGCCGGUCAGUAUGCCCCAGUAUCCUGAGCCUCAGGUCGCCUAGUGUGACAGCUUUUUGCUCGUUUUAGCACUGACCUUCCUCCAUGUUCACCCUAAACACACACCAGUGCCGUUUGGAUUUCACAUUUCAUUUGGUUGUUAUUUUCUUAACGAUGUAUCUGAUCAUUUCAAGUUUUAUUGUCUUUGUUGUCUGUGUUUGUUUCUAGGUGCAAUAUCUCUUAAUGGCAUGUGCCUUUUAGCUGCCUAUUUAGACUUUAAUUAUUUAUUUUAAAGAGGAUCUCCAAACCCAUGGGUUUAGCAAAUCAAAAUGAAGCACGACGAAAACCAUGGAUUGACAAAAAUAUUCAAAAAUAACCAAUAAACUCGGAAACAACAUCACCUAGACUAGAUCAACUGAAUUAACAUCAUAUAGAGUCAUCUAGUACAAAUGCUCUCUCUGUAUUCUGUUCAAUGAUCAUUUAGCUGGUAAGAGAGCUUGCCUUCUGUUUUAGACUUGGGUUCAAUUCUGAUGUGGAUUUAUGAAUUGAUUUAUGUAGCAUUUAUUUUUUUAGCAUGACAGAUCUUUUAUUUAGCAUUUUUUGCAGAUUUCUUUUUUUUUUUAAAGCUUUUUGACUGUCGUUAUCUCUUGCCACUAAUACAGUCAGAGAAAGGACCGUGUGUUGCACAAUCACUUGGGACUUUAAGUGAGAAUCAGUGAAAGAUUGUCUUCAUUUGAGCACGAAUCUAUUCCCAAACAAUAAAGCAGCCUUCCAGUUA